GUACACGUAUGUUAUCAACGUUUAGCCUGAUACUUUAGGUCCCUCAGUGGUUUAUGUUACAGUGUGUGGAUGGUCUGGAAAAGGGAGACAUUACAUUGCAAACUUUGAAGAUGAGUUCCAGAUUGUCAGGUGAAUUGGAGAAAGACAAGGAGGAAGAUGAGGAGGAGGAAGAAGAAGAAGUAGAAGAAGAAGAAGAGAGCGUCAACCCGACGGAGGUGAAAAUGAGUCAGAUAGUGAUGCCUUGUCACAGCAACCAUCGACAGGAGCUGAGCGUGGGAGAGCUGCUCAAAUGGAUGGACUGCAGUGCCUGCCUUUCUGCUGAGAGGCAUGCUGGGUGUCCCUGCGUCACUGCUUCCAUGGAUGACAUCCACUUUGAACAUACCAUCAGCGUGGGUCAGGUGGUGAACAUCAAAGCAAAGGUCAACAGAGCCUUCAACACCAGCAUGGAGGUGGGCAUAGAGGUGAGCUGUGAGGACCUGUUCUCUGAUCGUCACUGGAGGAUUUGUCACGCCUACGCCACCUUUGUAACUCAACGCACAAACACAGGAAAAAAGGUGAUCUUGAAGCCCAUUGUACCCCACACUGAGAAAGAGCAGGUUGAAUACAGCGUGGCGGCUGAGAGACGGAGGGUCAGGAUGGUACAUGAUGACAUCAUCAAAGAUCUGCUCUCCCAUGGGUCUAACCUGCAGGCUGACAACUCAGCAGUAGACAAUGCGGUGGCAGCAGAGAAGACCAAGGUGGAGAGUAUUGAACUGGUUCUACCCCCACAUGCUAACCAUCAGGUGAAUACAUUCGGAGGGCAGAUUAUGGCCUGGAUGGUGAAUGUAGCUACAAUUUCUGCCAGUCGUCUGUGUCAGGCUCACCCAACUCUGCGGACUAUCGACAUGUUCACCUUCAGAGGACCAUCUCAGGUUGGAGACAGACUGCUGCUGAGGGCUAUAGUCAACAACGCCUUCAAAAACAGCAUUGAGGUGGGGGUGCGAGCAGAAGCCUACCUGGAAGAAGGGCCUAACCGACACAUAAACUCUGCCUUUAUGACCUUCGAGGUACUCGACAACCACAGGAAGCCAUGCUUGUUACCACGGAUACGCCCCGAACCUCUGGAAGGAAAGAGGAGGUUUCAAGAGGCCAUAGCUAGGAAAAAGAUCAGAUUGGACAGAAAGUACAUAAUUUCACACAAGCAGGGCGAGGUCCCUCUAUCUGUACCAUGGAACCCCAGAAACCAGGUGUAUCUGAGCUAUAACAAUGUUUCAGCUCUGAAGAUGUUGGCUGCUAGAAACAACUGGCGCCUCAGCUCUGAGAAAGACAAGGUUCGUCUCUACACCCUGGAAAGGAAGUCCACGUUGAGCUUCAGGGUGGAAUUCGAGGUGGAUGUUCCUGCUCAGAGAGCUUUCUGUCUGCUGGCUGAGCUGAGCAACAGGCCGAGCUGGGACACACAUUAUCAGAAAUGUGAGCUUAUCCACCAGGUGGACGAAGAUGACUUCCUGUAUCGCGUGGUGACCCCAUCAGUGCCUCGCGGCAGAGUAGGUUCCCCGACUUCAGGCCAUCAGAGAGAAGGGAUUCUCCAGGACUUCAUCUUGUUGGCAUGCAAGAGGAAGCCGUGUGGCAUCGGAGAUCCAUUCGUCAUCGCACUGCGCUCAGUGUCCCUGCCCACCCACCCUCCCACUGAAGGAUAUAACAGAGGAGAGGUCCUGUGUGCUGGAUUCACCAUACUGGAAACCAGCAGCAACACGUCACUGAUCAGUUACUACAACCAGGCAUCUCCAGAGGUCCUUCCCUACAUCUCCACAGAUAUUGCCGGCCUAUCCUCCUCUUUCUACCACAUCUUCUGCUCCUGCAGCCAAUACCUGACCAGGAACAGACUGCAGUCCGCCCCUGAGGUGCCGACUGGCCAACAUCAGGCCUCAAAUACAGGAAGUCCCACCUGUUGGACUGAAGCUCACAGUCUGUCAGUGGCUCUCCACAGCACCCCCCUGUAGACAGCCAGUGGUACCUUCCAGGCCAGUUUACAUAGCACAUGGUACUAUUAACACUG
Etheostoma cragini (Arkansas darter) is the source of this 2035-nucleotide messenger RNA. Its product is annotated as acyl-coenzyme A thioesterase 11-like. Gene Ontology annotation, molecular function: thiolester hydrolase activity; lipid binding. Gene Ontology annotation, cellular component: extracellular exosome. NCBI's taxonomy places the organism in Eukaryota, Metazoa, Chordata, Actinopteri, Perciformes, Percidae. The record is from RefSeq and is a predicted model, not a curated record. The transcript has 17 exons. Bases 54 to 1979 code for a protein of 641 amino acids.